UCUUUCUUUCUUUCUUUCUUUCUUUCUUUCUUUCUUUCUCACUUUAUAUUUCUAUUAUAUAUAUUUUUUUACCCGAACAAAAUAUGGCACUGUUUGACGAGAAGGACGAGGCUCUAGUAAAGACCUUCCUCUUCAACAAAAUUGAGAAAGAGUGCGAUGCCGACCCCAGCAUAAUGGCUGACUACAUCCUGGUUACACUGCAGAAUGACAUGAGCGAGGCCGAGCUAAAAGACCACUGCAAAACCGACCUCAUCGAGUUUUUCGGCGACCAAACAGACGCCUUUGUGGAGACGCUUUUUGACGCGCUCAGCGCGAAAAAGUACCUUCCAGCCUCAGCUACUAUCGCAGCCCCUUCAGCACUUCAGGCGGAGUUUUCGGUGCGGGGAUCUUCCGAGCGGCACCAGGGCACACAGCGCGGUAGUUCGUCCGACAGACGGUCUCCAGAUAGGAGCAACGGCAGGAAACGCAGCAGGAGCCCGUCGGCACGCCACAGCCGGUACGGUGAUAGGGACAGAAGGAGUCCCGAUAGAAGGAGGAGUCCUGACAGGAGGAGGAGCCCGGAAAGGCGGAGAAGCCCUGAAAGGCGGAGACCGGCUAGGGAGCACCGCGAUAUUGAUAUUGACCUGCUCAAUGGCCCCUUGCAACCCGCUAAUGAUCGGAAGCAAUCGGCACCGAACAAUUUCCCUGGCAACCAGCAGAGAGUCGGGGCGAUGCCCCAGCAGCAGCAACAACACCAGAACCAGAACCAGAACCAGAACCAGAACCAGAACCAGAACCAGCAGGACUUUCAACAGAACGUUCAGCCGCAGCCGCAGCAGCAGCAGCAGAGGCAGCUUCGUCCGUGCUACGACUUUAUGCGUAAGGGCAGCUGCCAGCGCGGUGACUCUUGCAGGUUUGCUCACGUCACGGCCGAGCAGGCAAAGAUGAUGGGCCAGGCGCAGGGCCCGGGCUCGAACCAAAUGCCGUUCAUGCCCCCUGGCAUGCGCCCGCCAUUCAUGAUGCCUCUGGGCAACGCACUCCCACAGCAGCAACAACAGAAGCAGCAGCAGCAGCAGUACCGCCAGGGCAGCUACCCGAUGCAGAUGCAGCCGCCAAUGAUGCAGCAGCCUCAGCAGCAACAUAAGCAGCAAGGGGCCCACGACAUGCAGCCAAUGUCACAGACGGCUGUUUUUGUCAACAACAUCCCUGACGAAUCAUUGUCAGAGCCUGCUGUGCGCGCAUUCUUCUCCAAGUUUGGAACAGUGACGGAGGCACGGAUCGACUACCACAAGCACAACGCCAUUGUCGACUUUGCCGAGCCCUCAGCGCAGUACCAGGCGCUGAACAGCCCAGACGCUAUUUUUAAUAACCGCUUUGUGCGCGCCCACCCGGCCAGACUCAGCCUCACAUCCGCCGGCGAUCCCACCCUGGCCGCUGCCGCCGCCGCACAGCAGCAGCACCAGCACGGCUCAGCACAGCCAGCAGCAGCAGCAGCAGCAGCAACCCAGGCACAGGCCCAACAAGCGGCAGCCCUCGGUGGUGCUGCGGCCCCACCAGUGUGGAAGCCAAAGUCAGCGGCUAUCAAGAUGGCAGAGAUGAUCGAAAAGUACGUGGAGCAACAGAAGGAGCUGAUGAAGAAGCUGACGACGACCAAGGACAUGUCGCCGCAGACACGCAAGAUCAUCAUGGACUCGAUCACCCAGAUCCAGCAGAAAAUGAACGAUAUCCGCAAGCCCAAGCCAGCGCCAACGGCAGCAGCAGCAGCAGCA
Molecule: messenger RNA, 1748 nt
Organism: Kickxella alabastrina
Lineage: Eukaryota; Fungi; Kickxellomycota; Kickxellomycetes; Kickxellales; Kickxellaceae
Exons: 2
Biological process (GO): mRNA processing
Cellular component (GO): nucleus
Molecular function (GO): RNA binding; metal ion binding
Source: RefSeq, a predicted model, not a curated record